Messenger RNA from Aplosporella prunicola CBS 121167, 970 nucleotides. RefSeq lists its product as uncharacterized. The record is from RefSeq and is a predicted model, not a curated record. The transcript has 2 exons. Bases 132 to 962 code for a protein of 276 amino acids. Lineage: Eukaryota; Fungi; Ascomycota; Dothideomycetes; Botryosphaeriales; Aplosporellaceae.
CAUGGAUUUCAGGGCUCUCCCGUCAAAUCCCCAACUUUCAAAUGCUCCACUACAAGCUCCAAGCCAAUCAAGCUCCAACGGUGCCAACACCCCUACCGGAACACUCCGAUCCCACAAAAGCAUAACUCACAAUGUCCAACCAACAACUCAAACCAGAAACACAGUCAAGCAAGAACACCAGAGAAACUUGCUCCGGCUCUCGAAAUCGCGAUGAACGCUUCAACACGUUGUAUGACCGCAACCUCUCCCUCCUAAAUGCCUUGCAAAGAGAAGUCGAUGCACAACGGGCCACUGUCCACCGCGCCUUCCACGGAACGCAAGAAGCUAGCGCCGCACUGGGACAGACAACCAUACGACCAAGGGCGCCAUAUUUGCGACCACUCGGGUCUUCCACGGACUUUCAGCUCUCGCGACCCAUUUCUCCACUGUGCUUGCAUGAAGCGGAGGACACCCCGAAAAGUGUGUCCAGGCCACCAUACUUGCGAGCACUUAAUUCCGCCACGGAGCUGCAGCGCUUGAGGUCCGCGUCUCCGCUGUACUUGCAUCUAGUGGAGGACGUUCCGAAAGUCGUGUUCAGGGCGCCGUAUUUGCGUCCUCGCAAGUCUGCUACCGACUUGCAGCACUUGAGACCGGUUUCUCCCUUGUGUUUGUAUGAAGUGGAGAAUGUCCAGCAAGUUGUGUUCGCUUCUGAUGCUGCGGUACGGAGGCUGGCUGCUAGUGAUGGCAGGGAGCUUGGCGGUGAUUGGACAGACGGCCAAGGUUACCAGAAUAAGGUGGAUUGCGACGGUGUGAAUAAGGAUGAGUUGGACGACGAUGAGGCGGAUGAGAAUGAAGUUGGCGAAGACGGUGACGUCGGUGAAGACAAUGAAGAACGGGAAGAUACCGCAGGUCGAGGGUCAUCUUGCACGCGCGCAAGGUGCAAGGUGUCACGCAGCAGAUUUACUGCAAAGGGGUACGAGUGACAAGCAGC